AAAAUACUGCAUACCUGGCGCAAAUCUGACGAUCGCAUAAACAACGAAUUGAAUGCCGCCCUGCCAACAGCCUCCUUCACCAAAUCAGUUGACGCCACCAAGCAAUGUGCCACCUUCUUCGAACAGCUGUCCAAGUUGCAAAAAGAACGGUUUGCUGCAAUCAAACAGUGCAUUUCAGUUUCCUCCAAGCGCAUCAGUGAUAUGAAAAGCCAGCUGGAAACCAGCCCAGACUCGCCUAGUAAUGAGAACAUACCGGUUGCCCUUCGCAAAGAACAACUUCAGCUCCGUCAGUUUAAGUCUGAACUGUUGGAAGAGGAGAUCAUUCAGAAUUCUGCCCUGAAGGUGCUCUACGAGCGCUGCAGAGAUCACUAUAAUAACCCCGCAUUUGAAAGGUUCAAAUGA
Messenger RNA from Dibothriocephalus latus, 402 nucleotides. Lineage: Eukaryota; Metazoa; Platyhelminthes; Cestoda; Diphyllobothriidea; Diphyllobothriidae. The record is from the annotation of a GenBank genome assembly.